Phodopus roborovskii (desert hamster) is the source of this 3379-nucleotide messenger RNA. It is a transcript of the gene Nkapd1, whose product is annotated as NKAP domain containing 1. The coding region runs from base 310 to 1185 and encodes 291 amino acids. Lineage: Eukaryota; Metazoa; Chordata; Mammalia; Rodentia; Cricetidae. The transcript has 6 exons. The record is from RefSeq and is a predicted model, not a curated record.
GAAUGCCCGGGCCCGCCCGCAGGCCGCGUUCCGCGCCUGCGCCUGCGCCCGCUCUGGCCUGGGUCCCGGAGAGAGAGCCGCCUGGCGGGCUUGGCUGGGGGAAGGCAGCCGUGGCCUGGGCCUCGGGUGAGGAGGGCACUGUAACCGGUGGGAAGGCUGCGUUUUCACGAAGGACUCGGGUGAAGCUGCAGAGCUGCCUUUCAGCCCUGACUCCUUGGCUUCCUGGGUCGGAGGAGAUCUUGUAAUGGAGUGGUUCUUCGUCUCACACUAACAAGAUGCCUGAUUUCCUCAGGAUCGAGGGAUUAAAGAAUGUCACGGGUUCCAUUGGGGAAAGUCCUCCUGAGGAAUGUCAUCCGGCAUACAGAUGCUCACAAUAAGAUUCAGGAGGAAUCUGACAUGUGGAAAAUUAGAGAACUAGAAAAGCAAAUGGAGGAUGCUUACCAGGGGACAAGAAGGAACACGGUACCCAGCAGCUCAAGUCGGAUGAGAAGUGAUGGUUUUGAUGAAGAAAGUCAGAGAGACUACUGGAGGCCAAAGAAUGAAAUUUCUGGGGCCCUAGAUGAUGAUUUUCUUAAGGCUAAAUCCUGGAACAAGAAGUUAUAUGAUUAUGAAUCCAACAUGCCAGACAGAUGGGGUCAUAGUGGUUAUAAAGAGUUGUAUCCUGAAGAGUUUGAAACAGACAGUAGUGACCAGCAAGACAUUACUAAUGGGGAAAAGCCAUCUUCCCAGCUGAAAGCAUCUGCCCAGGAACCCCGAAAACACAAGAAGUCAAAGAAAUCCCAUAAAAAGAAGCAGAAAAAACGGUCCCACAAAAAACAGAAGAAAAACAAAAAGGAAACUAUGGACAUAACAGCAGAUUCCUCAAGUGAAUUCUCAGAAGAAACUGGAGCUUCUAGUACCAGGAAAAGGAAGCAACCACACAAGAGCAAGAAAAAAUCCAGGAAAAAGUCUAAAAAAUCUGUAUCUUGUGGAGGAGAAAGGGCUACUUCCCAGUCAGAUGAUUCAGCAGCUAGCAGUUCUGAAGAAAUCGAGGAAAGAGACCCUAAGAAAACCAAACGGAAAAAGAAAGAGAAAAGUGUUCAUGUUCCUGUGGCUAGCCCUGAAGUACAGGAGAGGACCAGCAAGCGCAGGAAUUGGAAAGUGGCUACAGAUGCAAGGUCCGCUGAAAGCUCAGAGGAUGACUAAGUGGGAAAGUAGCAGUCUUGCUUCCCACGGACAUUGGUUGUCUGCAGCUCUUAAUAAUGGGGCUUUGCCAGUGACUCCUUCAGCACAGGAGUCUGAGGUUGGAGGUCAGAGUUGUCCUGCCAUAGAUACCUUUUUCUCCUAUUUUGGAUUGUUGAUCUCCAUCCCCUUUUGUUGUUAAUAGGGAAUCUGGUAUUUUGUUAAGAAGGUUUCUUGAAGAGAUUAUUUUUUGCAAUUUAAUCACUUAGGGUAGAAUACCUAUACAACAAAUUAAAGAACCCAGAAAGCUGAAGUCAGUAAUGAUCUGGGUAUACCGAUUGGAAUGUUGGAUUGGGGAGAAUCAAGGGUCUGGGAUGAAGGAGGAUUGAAAUAGUGCUAGAUAGAGUAGUUUGACAAGGAAGCAGUUGCUAUUUAUACAGGAGGUAUCCUGGCUUCAGCUUUGGUGCUUUGAUUCUUCUAUAUUUGGGCCCUACAGGUAUCUCAUUUAUUUAGUGGGGAAAUGGAUGUAAGAACAAACCUUUUCCCUUCAUAGUAAGAUCCACAGAAGACUGCUAAGGAAUGUAGGGUUUUCUGCCUAAUUGCCCUGCUGGUCAGGGUCUGCAACUACAUUUAGUAUAACCCAAACAGUAACUGGAUAGUAAUUGGCUUUCUAGUUCCAUUACUUUAUAUUGCCUAAAAUGGGCUCGUGUUUGAAAUUAUUCAAAUAUUCAGUUGUCCUAUCUAUCAAAUGGAAAGAAUUAGGAAGUAGUCACGUUGCCAAUGAUGCUUUCAAAGAGAUUCAGGGCAACAGCCAUCUAAAUGUCUUUUUUUUUUUUUUCCUUUUUACCAAGUUGGGGAUUGAACCGAAGGCCUUGCAUAUACUAGGCAAGUGCUCUAUCACUGAGCCAUACCCCAGCCCUGUUGUUUUCCUUGUUCAUUUCUAAUUCUAUUAAUGAAUUUUAGAUUUUCCCUGAAACCAGUUGAAUCAAUUCCAAAAUGAACCACACUUCUCAGGGACAUACCCCCUUCUUCCCAGUCUGACUUUGUGUUAUGGUUAUCAAGAACAUAUUUCUCCCUGUUAUACUGUGAUCCUGAUAUUAGAAGAAACCAAAAUACCACUGAAAAGUGGCUGGUAGAACAGUUAGGUGACUUUCCAUUGAGAGGAAGGGUAAAGUGACAUUGUCAGGGUUCUUGUUUUUGAGGUUGUCACUUUAGGUACUGAGUAGAAAGCACAAAAACUCAUACCUAAGACUGUGUGUGGGUCAUGGUUCUGCCACUAAUUGAUUUGAGUUCUAGAGCAGGUUAAGUUAACCUCCCUGGCCUUACUUUUUGCAUGUGUAAUACAAAAAAAAAAAAAAAAGAUACUUCAUGGUUAGCAUGACAGACACCAGCAAUAGAAUACUACUAUGCUGACAUCCCAUGAAGUGGUGUUUUAUAGUUUUAACUAAAUUUGUUAUGGAACAUACUUCUAAUAAAGUGCUUGUUUUUAAAAUACAUAGUUGGCCAGAUGUGCCCUAGCCCUUGAUUAUGAGCAGGUGCUACCUUUUGGGAUAUUGAAACACUAUUAACUUUGGUACUCAAAUGUCAAUGUUCCAUGGUAUACUUUUUCCUUGGAUUUAGUGGAGGUUUAAUGGGAGGAGAGUCUAGUUACUACCUCAUAACCUUCUUGAAGCAAGUGAAAUCUUUGUUGGAAGUAGUUUUGGGCAUGUAUUUAUAAAGCAGACUGAUUUCUAAGCAGACUCAGGAAGAUGGUCCUGCAGAAUAAGGUACUUCCAAGAAGUUGGUUCUGUUUGGGUCUUGACCUUACUUUCCUCCCAUACUAACAGGCUCCCCUCCCCCAUCCCCCAAGGAAUGCACAUUUUGCCUGAUUUUUUUUUUGUUGUUGUUCCCCCCCCCCACCCCACGACCACCUUGUUCAUCUUUUCUUGGACAUAUAAGCAAUAAAAUUGUUUUCUAAACCUUUCUUACCCCAAAUUCCCUUCCAUGCCUUAGGCUAAGGCUUUGAUGGUUCCUCUAAUCCCUGAAAUGACGGCUUAGGGUGGCUUUUCAAACCCUGUGAUCUCCCAUUUUCACUACCAGCCAAGGUUCUGUCAUUCAGCGAUCUUUAUAUUGAUUCCUAAACUAGGACUAAGAAGAAAAAGAAUUGGAGACUUCACAUUUAUUAACCGGUGUAAUACAACCUGGAAUUACUGAAUUCCAAUAAAUAAAAUUUCACUUU